AGUGUGGGUUUCUCGUUUAUUGAGAUCAUUCUGAUGUGUCGUCAUUUUGAUUAUUGUUGUAAAGCUGUAAAGUUGUAAAGUUAUCUUGAUACAACAUUAUGCUCGUGAAAUCUAGCUCAUAGCUGACUGAAAGCAGGCAGGGAACUCCUGCUCAGUCACUUCAGUUUAGCUGCUUAGUGAUCGUGUGGUAACACGUGUUUUCACACCACAACUCAUACAUGAAUACAGGGGCAAAAAUGAGGUGUGUGUUUGAUCUUUUUUGGAAAGUCAAAAACAAGGUAUGUGUGUUAUCUUUUUUACUACUUUGGACAUUUUAGCUUGAUAAUGUGAUGAAUGAGGAGUAGCGCUGGUGAUAUCAAAGUCUGGUUUUCAGACCGAUUUCAAAACUAUAUUACAAAAACUGAAAGUGCCCCCUUGUGAACAUAUGUGAAAAACCCUCACUGUAAUAUCUUGCAAAUUUAUGAUCACUGUAUAUUGGAAUUACAAUGAUAAAUGUGUGUAACCGUGUGGUUGAGUCACCUGUUAAAGGGUUAAAAGCCUGAACCUUGCCACACCCGCUCUCCGUCACAUUAUAACACCCACAGUAGCAUGAAGCUUUUUCCUGAGCAAACGGAAACUCAGGGUGCCAUUCUGAGUCUCUCUCUCUCGCUCUCUCUCUCGCUCUUUCUCUCUCUCUCUCUCAGUGUGUGAGUGUAGAAAAAUGGCAAAGGCCAGUAUUUCAGUAUUUCAGCAUCAGUUCAGUUGUCCAUUAUGUCUUAAUCUGCUGGAGGACCCUGUAACUAUUCCAUGUGGCCGCAGUUUCUGUAAGGUGUGUAUUAAUGGCUUCUGGGAUCAGGAGGAUGCGAAGGGCGUCUACAGCUGUCCCCAGUGUAGAGAGACUUUCUUUUCAAGGUCUGUUCUACUCAGGAACUCCAAUCUGACUAAAGUGGUGAAGGAACUGAAGAAGAUUGAACUCCAAGCUGCUUCUCCCGCUCACUGUUACGCUGGACCUGGAGAUGUGGAGUGUGAUUCCUGCACCGGGAGAAAACGCAAAGCAGUCAAGUCCUGUCUGGUGUGUCAGGCCUCCUACUGUUUAGCUCAUCUUAAACCUCACUAUCAGUCUCCUGCUUUUAAGAAGCACAAGUUAGUUGAAGCCUGUGCAAAGCUCCAAGAGAAGAUAUGCUCUCAGCAUGACAAACCGAUUGAGAGCUACUGUUAUACUGACCAAAGCUUCAUCUGUUAUUUGUGCAGUAUGUAUGAACACAAAGGCCACAGUAUAGUUAAUACGACUGCAGAAAGAACUGAACAACAGAAUGAGGUAAAGGAGGAGCAGAUGAAAUCCCAGCAGAGGAUCCAGGAGAAGCAGAAGAAGGUGCAGGAGCUGAAACAGACUGUGGACACUAUUAGAAGUGAACAGAGAUUACUCAUACACACACAGGAGCUGAAACAGACAGUGGACACUAUUAAGAGUUUCCCAUCUAUCUGUGUUUCUCCUGGAUCUGAGGACUCACCCAGCUUCACUGUCAAUCAACAUCUCUCAUUUGAUGGAGUUUACCCACAAGCUAUAGCAGUUCAGACAAUUUCACCCUCAGAAUCAAAGAGCAAAGAAGAUUUUGUGCAGUAUUUCUGUUAUCUGACUCUGGAUCCCAACACAGCACACCGUCGACUCAUUCUGUCUGAGAAGAACAGAGCGGUGACACACAGUGAGAAAGAACAGCAAUAUUCUACUCAUCAAGCGAGAUUUCACUCUUACACUCAGGUGUUGUGUAAGGAGAGUGUGUGUGGACGCUGUUACUGGGAGGUGGAGUGGAGCGGUGGUGUGUCCAUAUCAGUCUCGUAUAAAGAGAUCAGCAGGAAAGGACGGGGUAAUGAGUGUUUGUUUGGGUACAACAGUCAGUCCUGGAGUCUGCGUUGUUCUUCUUCCUCUGUCUCUUUCUGGCACAAGAACAUUAAGACUGAUCUCCAAGGUCCAGUGUCCUCCAUAAUUGGAGUGUAUGUGGAUCACAGUGCAGGAACUCUGUCCUUCUACAGCGUCUCUGACACGAUGAGGCUCCUCCACAGAAUCCACACCACAUUCACUCAGCCUCUGUAUGCUGGGUUCCGGAUAUGGUAUAACUCAGCUGUGAGGUUAUGUGACUCAAAGUGAAAUGUUAUGAAAGUGAAAUGUGAAAAGGCUUUAGAAAAAUUAAAGCUGGGGUAUCAGAUAUAAAUUUUCUCUGUGUUACAAUGGCAAUUUUUAUGGCAAUAGAAAACUUACUCAAUAAUAAAACUUACUCAAA
Molecule: messenger RNA, 2258 nt
Organism: Ictalurus furcatus (blue catfish)
Lineage: Eukaryota; Metazoa; Chordata; Actinopteri; Siluriformes; Ictaluridae
Product: tripartite motif-containing protein 65-like
Exons: 5
Coding region: 701-2125 (474 amino acids)
Molecular function (GO): protein binding; zinc ion binding
Source: RefSeq, a predicted model, not a curated record